GCCGUGGCGGCUAGUGCCAGGCCGCCGGUUCCGGAGGAGGGCAGGACGGGGCUUGGUGGGUGGGUGGGGAAUGCUGGUAACCUGGCAGCCGCGGAGAGAGAGAAGAUUACAAAUGCCAGAACCAUUUAACUGAUGGAUGCUGAACCAUUUAGCUGCUGAAUGCUGACACUUCUUUAAAUACCUUCUUGCACCAACAUCUUCACUGGGAGGAAUUCAGGAAAAGUAGCAGAGGGAAGGAGAGAUCACAUUUGCAUGUACCAUGGCUAUACCAAUAACAGUGCUUGACUGUGAUCUCUUGUUGUAUGGCCGAGGUCACCGGACAUUGGACCGCUUUAAGCUGGAUGAUGUGACCGAUGAAUAUUUGAUGUCCAUGUAUGGGUUUCCUCGACAGUUCAUUUAUUACUUGGUGGAACUCUUAGGGGCGAGUCUUUCUAGACCUACUCAGAGAUCCAGGGCUAUUAGCCCAGAGACACAAAUCCUUGCAGCACUGGGCUUCUAUACUUCAGGUUCCUUCCAGACUCGGAUGGGAGACGCUAUUGGAAUCAGUCAGGCAUCUAUGAGUCGAUGUGUUGCCAAUGUCACUGAAGCACUUGUGGAAAGAGCCACACAGUUCAUUCGCUUCCCAGCUGAUGAAGCCUCCAUGCAGGCUGUGAAGGAUGAAUUCUAUGGGUUGGCAGGGAUGCCAGGGGUGAUAGGGGUGGUUGACUGUAUCCAUGUGGCAAUCAAGGCACCAAAUGCUGAAGAUCUCUCCUAUGUGAACCGCAAAGGUCUGCAUUCUUUAAACUGCCUGAUGGUGUGUGACAUCAGAGGGGCAUUAAUGACUGUGGAGACCAACUGGCCAGGUAGCCUACAGGACUAUGCUGUGCUGCAGCAAUCCUCCCUCAGUAGUCAGUUUGAAGCCGGAAUGCACAAAGAUAGCUGGCUGCUUGGUGACAAUUCCUUCUUUCUCCGUACUUGGCUCAUGACCCCCCUUCACAUUCCUGAAACUCCAGCGGAAUAUCGCUAUAAUAUGGCCCAUUCUGCUACUCACAGUGUGAUUGAGAAGACCUUCCGAACCCUCUGUUCCCGAUUCCGCUGCCUGGAUGGAUCCAAAGGGGCACUGCAGUACUCACCAGAAAAGUCCAGCCACAUUAUCUUGGCUUGUUGUGUCCUCCACAACAUCUCCCUGGAGCAUGGGAUGGAUGUUUGGUCCUCUCCAAUGACAGGACCCAUGGAACAGCCCCCUGAGGAAGAGUAUGAGCACAUGGAGUCCCUGGACCUAGAGGCUGACCGAAUGCGUCAGGAGCUGAUGCUCACUCAUUUUAGCUAAUGUGAAAUCUGGGGGCGCGGGAAACUUUUCCAGGAGGAGUUGGGACAAACUUUCGCCCUCACCGCCCCAUACAGAGUCCCAUCAUCUAGCAUGAAUGAGUAUGUGGACACUCGUCACAAAUCGACAUUUAAUCUGUGUGUUUUAGAAGGGUUGUGGCUAUGGCAGGAUAUCUUGAUAACGUUUGCAAAUAUAUUAGCUAAACCAAAACAAGACAAUAAAUAGUUCCCUGCUAUCCAGUGAACUCCAGGUUGAGCCCCACUCAUUUGAAAACUCACUAGUAGUAGACAUUUAUGAUUGUGCCCACAAAAUCAAAGCAAAGGGGAAAACGGCACUCAGCCAGAUAUUUUUUGUCUGUUUCUUAAAUUAUGUGGAGAUUUCAAAUGAAAACUAUAUGUGUUGGUCCUGAAUUAUUAGGUGGGAUUAUUAGGUGGAACUUUCUACUUUGCUGCCUAUAUAGACAUCAUCUGAGACAAGCGUAAAGAGUAAAUGUGAGUUCGGGAAUGGUUUUCGGACAUAAGUGAGUGGCUACUAAUCUGAGUUUGCAGCCUUGUGUUUUUAAGAGGAUGCUGGGGACAGUCUGAGACCUCCAUCUUUCUGUAGCAGUUGGACUGUGACUUGGAGUGGGUUUCUAGGGAGAACAUCUGGAUUCCAAUCUCCUCUUUCCAACCCAGAGGAGGAGUUAGAGGAUAAAUGGGUUUAAGACCCCAAUCAGCUCAAAGAAGACAAGUAAAAUAUAGAUAAAAUAGCAAGUUUACACUUUACAGAUCUAAAGACCCUGGUAGAUUGAUGGACAGAGGAGAUUCACCCAGGUUUUGACAGCUCACAUCUAAAUAGAUCACAUUUCUUAUGUUCAUGAUGUUAGAAUAUCCGUUUGGCCAUUCUGCUCUGAAAUUCAUUGUACAGAAAGAAGACUUUGAGAAUAAAAAGAUACAUGAAAGUAGUAAGAAAGUGAAGUAAAAAGAACAUAGUUUCUUGGUGUGAAAUGAAUUUUGGCAUUAGACCUAUUUGGAUAUCUUGCAAAAUCAUGGACAGAAUUUCCCAGGAAAUGAAUAAUCCCCACCAAGUCUUAUUCUAAAACUACACUGAUAUAAAAACAACCUAAUUGGAAUAAAGAAAGUGUGAAUUAGGUUCACACAUUGGUGCCUCUGCUGGGACAAAAAAGAGACUUUCCUGAGGAUUGUCUUGUUCCUGGUUUCUCAUCAACUCACCAUGUGAUACCUCAGAAUUGUCCUCUUGGAUCAUUUCCUACCUGCCUUUGGCAGUGUUAAUCUGGUGAUUUUCAAAGUAAAGAAAUGAACAGCUGAUGACAGAAGAAAUUUGGAAAUAAACUGAGGGUGACUCAUCCCCAAGAUUAAAAACAAUUAUGGAUUAUUAUCUGCUGUUUAUUUCUACUCCAAAUGCUAUUUCCCAUCAUCAUUCUACUCUAUAAAGAGUGGGUCCAUGUGGCAGGAGGUUGAGCUUGAUGUGUACAAUGAUGUCAUUGAGAUGACAAUGGACCGCAAAGAGGUGCCUGAGAAUGUUAGUUCUAC
Molecule: messenger RNA, 2838 nt
Organism: Panthera uncia (snow leopard)
Lineage: Eukaryota; Metazoa; Chordata; Mammalia; Carnivora; Felidae
Gene: HARBI1
Product: harbinger transposase derived 1
Exons: 3
Coding region: 260-1309 (349 amino acids)
Source: RefSeq, a predicted model, not a curated record